Pocillopora meandrina is the source of this 3532-nucleotide messenger RNA. Lineage: Eukaryota; Metazoa; Cnidaria; Anthozoa; Scleractinia; Pocilloporidae. The record is from the annotation of a GenBank genome assembly.
GGCGAAUCCACAGAGAAUAGAGAACAGUGCUGGUGAAGAUUUCUCCCAAUCAUCUGAGCAUCAAGAGUGGUGGGUGAAUAACUAGUUCGUUCAAACCUCAUGUUGCCGCUCACCCCAUUUCUGUCAAUCAUUAGUAGAUAUUUUUGUGUGGUUCGUGCGGUUGUCAAAUUAAGAUAAAUAGACUUUAAUUGUGCUUUUGUCGCAAACUUUAAAUUGCUUUUUGGCUGACCUGCAGACCUUUUUACUGCCUGAAUAUAGACUAGUUGCCAGUUUUUUCGUUGUUGUUAUUCUUGUAGCCAAUUUUUUUUGUUGGACUGCUGAAGGUUCCAGUUAUCUACAACUGUUUGUUUACAACGGUUCGAGUGAGCUUUUUUUCUCAAAAACGCAUUUCAAAAUACGGUGUUACACGCGCUAAAGCUGAGAAAAUAAUUAAAAGUAAACACCAGAAGCAGAUGAUUGCCUCUUGCUCCCUAAUGGAAAAAUAUCUAUAAAGGGUGGAAACUGCAUUUUUAAGUAAGAAAGACGAAGUUGAGAGUAGCAGAGAAAUUAGACUAUGAAAUGAAUUCCGUAAUUCUUGCUGUUUGUUACUUUUGCUAAAUUUUGUCAAUAGAAGAUUGAUAAAGGAAUUUGUAGGGUUUGAAUAUGUAUACUUAAGGCUAUUGAACUUUGAAGUUUGAAGCAAAUGUCGUUUACGAAUUCUUUGAUAUCCAUAAUUUUCAUCAAUCACUUAAGUUCUUAAUUCAAUCUUAUUUGCCGACUUUUUCAGUAGCGAAAAUAGGACCAGAAUGGUUGAAAUCGUCACAGUUGGACACGUCUUCCUCCUGGGUUUACAGGUGUUGGUGUCUUCCAACGUGGUCAGUUCAAAGUCUUAUGAGUAAGUUCUUUCAGUCUCAUUACCAAAGCUAGUUGGGAAACGAUUAGAUCAGAUUGCAAAGUAAAAAUGUAUUAGAACUGUUUUAUAAAGCGUACAACGAAAUCUGUUCAGAUUGAUCGAUUUCAAAGCAAUAUGAGGGGGUAGAAAACAGAUGUAACGGAAGCCUCAUUGGCGCAUAAGGGGAAUGAAAUUAGCGUUAUGCUGCGAAGAUCGCUUUCAUAUUCGCUUUGUAACUCUCAGUUUACACAAAAAUGGUUUCAAAUAUUCACAGACAUUCAUUCAUCACUUUCGCCAUAAACCCGUAAGUUACGCGUUUAUGGCGAAUCAACAUCAUGACCAGCUCCCAGUUGGCUUGUCAGCAUCGGUAUCACACACGUAAUGGUUUCAAGUCCCGUACAGGCCUGAACGUUUUUCUGGCCUUAUUUUCAUUAUUGCUUUAGUAGUGUUCACUACUACAAGAUUCGCUUUUACAUUCAUUUCCUAAUUAGCAGUUCACAUAUAUGAUCUUUAUAUAUUCGCAGUCACAUAAAAUAUUAUAUUAAGUUAAGAAUUAGGACAUUUUAAAUAGUUUCGCUGUAAGUAUGUUAGUGUUUUAAGGUCAAUGCCCUCCUUUCACGACUAUUAUCACAAUUUCUUUAAUGUCACAGCGCGCAACUGAAAUUGUCUUAGGAUAUGGCACAUUUAUUUGUUCCCUCCUCCAGAACAUUCUUUUGAUGGAAUGAUUGUAAUUCCAGGUGCUUUGAGGGAAACUGUGCCAUGACAGGCUCUUGCCGGUCGGCUCCUGGAGCUGGUUUUAGCCCUUACUGCUGGAUAGCAUCCGACUCGUGGGGGCAUAAGCUAAAGUGUGGGACUAAAAGUGAUUGCAGAGACGCUGCUCUUAAUUGGGGAAAUUGUGUCUUCGCCUCAUGUGCUUUUGAUCGCGGUAGCGGAAGAUCCUGUGACCGGAUGAACAGGGAGAAACUUGGAGAGCUUAAAAAGGAAUGUGGUAGUGAAGGUUUCAGUUUUAAUUCUUGGGCCAACAGGUACGAGAAAGCUCGUAAACUGUACGACAAGUUUAGCCCCUGCGUCGGUGGUGCCAUUGAGGAUGAAACCAAAAAGGUUAUAAAAUAUUGUCACUGCUUCAACUCCUGUGGAAAAGAUCAGACUGAAGAUGGCACCUGCACAGUCCAAGGUUUGGAUAGGAGAUUGGAUAUGGAGUUGGACGUCAAAACUCCUUACACAGCGGUGUAAGUUUUUUCGGUUUUCAUCUUUUUUAUUAGUAGUUUUACAAAACUGCAUUCUCUAAUUUUUCACUGAUCAGUGACUUUUCCAUUAUUCUGGUGACGUUUUGCGUUCCGUAAGCAUCAUGUAAAUCAUUACAUUAGUCACUAAUCUCUUACAGUUUAGGCCAUAAACAUUAACUUUUUAUCAUUUAUCUCCUCUUUCUCCUUUUUCCUGAAAUAAAGAUGCGCCUUAGAUUGUGAACCGGAAGAAAAGGUAUGUUAAAGUUUCUAGUAAGUCAAUUGUUAUGGUUUGUUUUCUUUGCUCAGAGGCAAAAACGAUCCUCGAAAAACUGAAGCAGAUCUUCAUCCUUCUCCUUAAAACCAAUUAUUUGUACCUUUCUCAAAUAUGCACGAUUCUCCGCCUGGUUGGUUUGCCUCUGCCUACUCAUUAGAUUAAUUUUCUCUGUCCAACAAGUCUAUCAAAACCUCACCAUGUUGUUGGUUGAAGUGCACUUGGUUGCGCCGGCUCUUUUAUCCGCGCUCAAUUCAAAUAACCUAUAACAAGUGAUCAAAAUUAAAUGCAACAAGUUUAAGUAAUUUCUGACGGGAUUGGAGUUAGACAAUUUUCCUCAGUGUUUACAGGCAUGAUAGAAAAACAUUCAAACUCGGAACUAUCAAGAGAGAAAUCUGGCCGAUAGUCAAAGCGGUGCUGCGAGUCUGCUGCGAUCACCACUAUCCCACAAGGUUUUCUUUGAAGAAAAAAUCAAGAAAACGUGCACAAAAUGUUACAAAUGAAUGGGGUUUUUUCCCCUUUAUGAUCCUUCUCUGCGUCAUUAAGUUUGUCUUUUGAUCUUUGGGUAUUAUAAUUAUGGGAGCAAAAAUUAGAGGCAAGGCAAGGGAGAAGCACUAAGGCUAUGCAAUAAAAAAAUUUGAAUUAAUGUAUAACCGUAUUUUUCCACAGCUUGUCUUCUUGCAGAAAGUGAAAAACGAGCAUCCCACUGAAAAAGCUACUAAAAAGGUCAUCAUAACGAAAGGAAUGUCUUCUUCCAAGUCUACGUCCAGUGGUGGAAGUUCAAGUGCAACUGUGUCUGGGGAAGUCGGAUUUAAAGUGAUGGAAAUUUUUGACGUAAAGAUCGGCGCAUCAGGAACAUUGGAACAUAACUGGAGUUUGUCUACAACUAGGACAGAAAUUCAGCAAGUAACCAGUGAGAUAUCCAUUGGUGUUGAGCCAGGAGACGAAGUAUCGGUGUUUCAGGUUGUUGGCGAGUGUAAAAACAGUGACGGCACUGUUUACACAGUGAAAACACCCACUUAUGUUAUCAGAGGCAAAGAUGGCUCAUCCGAAACCAAGAAGGCAGAUUUCUCUAAGGCCGAAAAAGGAUUGGCGUAGAGAAGAUUCAAGACAUUAAGUUUUAUGCCUUGUCAUCAAAUAGUUGAAUUUCAACCAAAUAAAAUC